CUUAGAAUUUAUUACUACACUAUUUUGCAAAAAGAUCUCAAACGACUUGCAUAAGUAUUUUCUGCUCUAUUGUAAUUUUCACGUGAAUCUUUUAACAAGAAAAACAAUAUGUCUUUAUGGUGGUUAUUGAUAUUAUAUUUUGGUAUAAUUUGUCAAAAAAUUACAAAAGCCCAUCAUCAUUCGAAAGAUUUCAAGGCAAAUGCCUUAAAAGUUGUACACCAAUGGAAAUACUUCGAUUAUAAUUUCGGUAGUAACGAAAGAAGACAAGCUGCAAUUCAAUCUGGCGAAUACAAUUAUAAGAAUAAUUUUCCAAUAGACGUCGAUCGAUGGCAUGAUAAAACUUUUGUCACCAUAAUAAGAAAUAAUGGUGUGCCUUCGUCUUUGAACGUGAUAUCUAGCAAAAUUGGCGAUAAUGGACCACUUCUGGAACCAUAUCCUAAUUGGUCGUGGGCGGAAAAUAAAAAUUGUUCUGGUAUUACGAGCGUUUACAGAGUUGCGAUUGAUGUAUGGGAUAGAUUAUGGGUUUUAGACAAUGGUAUUAGCGGUCAGACAUCUGUGUGCCCUUCGCAAAUUGUCGUCUUUGAUCUGAAAACUUCAAAAUUGUUAAAACAAGUUAAAAUACCGCACAAUAUUGCGAUAAACUCUACUACUGGAAAUAGAAAUCUAGUAACUCCAAUCGUUCAAAGUUUUGAUUAUAAUAAUACCCUGGUAUACAUAGCAGACGUCGAAGGUUAUGCAUUGAUUAUUUAUAACAAUGCCGACGAUUCUUUCCAACGAUUGACUUCGAGCACUUUCGUAUACGAUCCCAGAUAUACCAAUUAUACUAUCAAUGAAGAAAGUUUCACGUUGUACGAUGGAAUUUUGGGUAUGGCACUAAGUCAUAAAACACAAAAUCUUUAUUACAGUGCUAUGUCUUCUCAUAAUUUAAAUUAUGUCAAUACAAAACAAUUUACACAAGGGCAAUUUCAGGCUAAUAAUGUACAAUAUCAAGGAGCCUCAGAUAUCUUAUGGACUCAAGCGAGCGCUAAAGCAAUAUCGAAAACUGGUGCUCUUUUCUUUGGACUCGUGAGUGAUACAGCACUUGGCUGCUGGAACGAGAAUCGGCCACUAAAAAGGAGGAAUAUCGAAAUAGUCGCCAAAAAUAGCGACACUCUUCAAUUCAUCAGUGGUAUAAAAAUUUCCAAGGAAAUAUCUUUAAGUAUUUUUGGAUAUCAAAAUAACGAAUAUAUAUGGGCUCUAAGUAACAAAUAUCAAAAAAUAGCAAAUGGAGAUUUAAAUUUUAAUGAAGUGAAUUUUCGAAUUUUAAAUGCACCUGUAAAUCAAUUAAUAAGUAACACUCGUUGCGAAAAUCGCAAUACAAAUUUUUUCUGAAUUCUCCUUUGAUCUUUCUAUUUUUAAAUUUAUUGUUAAUUCUAUUGUAAUGUCCAAAUUAAAUUAUAUAUUUAUCAAGAUUUCUAGUUAUUGUUCAAAAGUAUGGAAUAAAUAUUAUUAGUAUAA
Molecule: messenger RNA, 1497 nt
Organism: Apis laboriosa (Himalayan honeybee)
Lineage: Eukaryota; Metazoa; Arthropoda; Insecta; Hymenoptera; Apidae
Gene: Mrjp9
Product: major royal jelly protein 5-like
Exons: 6
Coding region: 109-1371 (420 amino acids)
Cellular component (GO): extracellular region
Source: RefSeq, a predicted model, not a curated record